Molecule: messenger RNA, 3532 nt
Organism: Papilio xuthus (Asian swallowtail)
Lineage: Eukaryota; Metazoa; Arthropoda; Insecta; Lepidoptera; Papilionidae
Exons: 10
Coding region: 777-1673 (298 amino acids)
Molecular function (GO): protein binding
Source: RefSeq, a predicted model, not a curated record
CGCGGCCUCCGCGCGACCUCGGCCACUCCGCUUUCCGCCGGCACGCGAACCGCACGCGUCGCAAUUUACAGAUAUUUCUUUGUUCUUGGAAUGGUUCAGUGAAACUACUUUUAUAAACUCUUAAAUAAAUAUUGAACAUUCAGUGAGUGACAAUUGUGGUGCACACCUGACUUUACAUAUCUGAUGUGAAGAGACAGUGAGCGGCCGAGCACCUGCCAAGUGUCGCAGCGGAGCACACGGUACCCUAGCCAGCAGCAAGCAGCAAGCAACUAGCAGCCAUGACGGUUAAGGAUUGUGAGGACGCUCUUCGAGCGCUUUACAUGCGGGACGUUUCGGGCAGUGUAGACGCUUUAACACUGUGGUGCCUUACAAACGUGAAUCAUUCAUAUGACCGCGAGCUGGAGAACUACGCGCCUAUAGUAGCGUCUAACUCCGCGCAACUGGAAACCGUCCUGGAAGAGUACAGGACCACGCGCGACUGCAUGGCCGCCAAGCUCGACACCCACACGGCCACCUGCCACACCGAGUACCAAAACCAGCGCAGGGACGCGGUGUUCGCCGGCAUGACCUACCACCGCGCGAUGGCCCGUUUGGGCGCCACAUAGGAGUACUUUUCGCAGAUUGCCCAACCAAGUCGCGUAAACAAUUACAAGGGCAAUCUGCGAGCUGCUGGUGCAUUGUACACCUUUUUUGCGGAUAUACGCGACUCUUAUGUCCUCAUCGCAAGAAAAAUUUGGACAAGCGAGGAUGAAUUACAAUCAUUCGAAACAGCGCUAAUGCAAUUUAUGGAGGAAUUCAUCGAGUUCGUCGGCGUCGUGUCUUCUAACCUGCGCUCUCACGUGCUACACCUUUGCAACGAGGCUUUCCCGUUAUUGAGUGAGAUGGCGGCAGAAUUUGAGAGGAUCUUCGUCGGUCCCAAGCUGCGCCUCCGCAGCUCGCUUGCCGCCGCGGUCUACCGGCGGGCUGGCCACAUCGACGUCACCAUUAGAAACCUCCCAAAGACUUGUUACUGGCAAAUCUUAUGGGCUAACACCUCGAUUUUGUCGUUCAGCGACAUCACAAGUGAAUAUUCAACCACAAAGAAGGAGCUGCUUAACUUCUGGCAUAUGCAUACUCUGCCAACGAGCGGCCUCCGCAUCACGCACAAAGACCUAUUCAGUCUAUGGAAUCUGGCGGUCACCAUUUUGGAUGAUAGGCGCUGCCAAGCAAAACUCAUUGAUAUAUUGGUGGUGACUGACGUCCAGAUCAAGGCCUUCGGGGAAGCGUGGCCGCGUUACAUGGAGCCGGAUCGCGUCGCCUUCAACUACUACGUCAUAGGGUGCUGCUACGCCGCAAUGGAACUCAACGAGUCCGCUAUUGAGUAUUUACUCAAAGUCACCAGAAUGAAGCCGCAAAUAAAGGGCGAUCCGUUUCUGGUGCCUUUCGCCAUGAUAGAAGCAGCAAUGUGCUACCACUGUCUAGGCAAUGCAGACAUGGGAAACGAACUCAUGAACAUAGCACAGGCGGAGUACGGCAGCAGUUCCCGGGAGUGCAAGAAGUUGCUGCGCGUGUACCGCCGCGUGCUGCGCUUUCCGCCGGGCUCCGUCUACCGGAACGAGAACAACACCCACUCCGACUUAGAGGACAAUAUUCCCGAACUCGGAUUGGAUUUCACCGAUAACAGUGAAGAUUAAAUUAAUAAUGGUUAUCAUGCGAAAGAGAAGCCGGCCACCGCAGCAAAGCAGACGGCGUUCUCUGACGCGGUGGGAGUACUUCCAGUGCCAUUAAGACGCCGCUCUGCUACGCCGGGGCACUGCUGUUCUUCUUCGCUUGAAGUGGCUUCGUUACACGAGCCUUCAGAUCAAUUAAAUGAUCGCAAUGAUAACCCUAUAUGUAUUAGAUGUAGCCGUCGACCGCCACAUCGACGAAUAAUUAUAUCGAUUAGUUUUUAAAUGUAAGCUGUUUGUUCAUUAUAUGUACAUACAAUGUAGGCACAUUAUUGUUUGGAGAGUCCUUUUCAUUACUAACGACUUGUUGUUCAGUAUAUAUGUACUAAGCAACUCCAAGCUUCUCAAUAAUGUGCAAGUACUCUACUGCAGUAAAUGUGAAACACCUUUUCAUUAUAAAUGUUUGUGUACCAGGAGCAUGGUAUAAAUCCCUGUUAACCGGAAUACCUUGCAAAGGAAGAGUCACUGUAUGUAUUUACUGCUACUGCUACUACUACGAUUAUUUCACUUGUUUAUCCCAUUCUUUAAAUAUUCUAAAGGAGCUUAAAGACAAAGUAUUUCUAAAAUAUUUUAUGAUGGAAUGAAGAAAAGACUUAAGCGUUUGCUAUUUUGCGGGAACCGCACAUUUUGGAAAGUGUUUUGAGACUGAUGAUUUACAUAAAAAAAAAAACAAGGAAAUAAUUAACUAAAAGUACUUCAUGUUUUAUUUUUAUUUUUACGCAAACAAAAGCGUCUCUUAUAAUAACGUGAACGACAUUUAAAAAUGGCGAUUAGACUUAUUCAUGUUUCCUUGUAGUUGAUAUCUUUUUAUUGUUAUAUAUUUUGAUUUGUUCUGCAGACUAACAUAACAUUUUAAAGACGUGUGUGUGUGUGUGUGUACGUAAUAUCGAUGGCUCCUACGUAAACUGUCUAUGUUGUACCUAUGUUAUUUAUAUUGAGGUUAUUAUUUUAUUUACGUGUUUUUUUACACACGAGUGCAGCUGCGGAAUGUUCUCUUCAUGUUGAUACAAGAACCGAAGUGGGACCUCCAGCCCUGGCCCGCCCGAGACGCUGACACUCGUCAUCGACAUCACUCGACAUUUUGAUUUAUACUUCAGUUCCCCUCCCCCCCCCCCCCCCCCCUUCUACGUAGAGGUCAUCUAUAUUUAGAAAUAUGUACAUUUAUGUUAUUGUUGUUGAUUCCUAAUAUUCUUAUAUAGAUGUUUACGGUUAAUUUACUCUUCUAUGAAUAGUUUAGGUGGUAAGAUGAUAUAAUACAUAUAUUAUAAGCAAGUAAUUAUUAACUAAAUGAGUAAAUACAUACGUACAUUCAUGGAUUUACAUAAAUACAUUUACUCGAUAUUAUUCAUUAUUACUUCAUUGGAAAUUCCCAGACAAUGAAACUCAAUUUUGUGCAAGAGAACUGUUUAAUGAUGGAAUGAUGUAAUGGAAAGCUACGUAUUGGGAUGUUUAUGUUGAGCAGAAGGUCGAGCAGAGUGUGACAGCAGCCGCCGUGCCGUCGCACCGCCGCAACGCCGCACCGGUAGCAUACGUCUUAUUAUAUUACAAUUUUAAUAACUGUUUAAUCUUGUACUAUUAUAAUGAUUAGUACUUAAUUAAGUAAAGCAACAUGUACGCCAUUUGCGUAUUUUAGAGAUUGUUUGAAUGUUUUAAUCGAUGUUUAAUUAUACUAAGAAACAAUUAUCGUGUCUAAUAGAUAUAAUGAGGAUUUUACAUUUCCAUGGCCUCGGAAAUCUAUCUCUAUGCGCAACUAUUGCAGGCGCUCUUCUGUGUAUUCAUUAUAUGUCUAUGUAUCCAUUAUGUGGCAAAUAAAUGUUCAUCGAUGA